Drosophila subpulchrella is the source of this 3454-nucleotide messenger RNA. Its product is annotated as protein MMS22-like. The transcript is spliced from 3 exons. The record is from RefSeq and is a predicted model, not a curated record. Lineage: Eukaryota; Metazoa; Arthropoda; Insecta; Diptera; Drosophilidae. Gene Ontology annotation, cellular component: nuclear replication fork. The coding region runs from base 106 to 3432 and encodes 1108 amino acids. Gene Ontology annotation, biological process: replication fork processing; double-strand break repair via homologous recombination.
AACGCCCCGAUCCCACUAGGGGCAUUCAGUAGUAAUUAAAAUAUCGCCGCGCAAAAUCCAAUCCUCCAGAGAAUUGGUUUCAAAACCUAAAUCCCCGCCUGCACCAUGGACUACGACCUUUUCCAGUCGGAUGACGACGAGGAGAUCCUGACCGCCUUCACACAGGCCACCCAGAAGCUUCAGCAGGAAACCGGCAACGGGCAAAUGGACGUGGACGAUGCCGAAGAGGAGGAAUUGGACGAGGGACUGGAUUUCCUGCCGGAGUUCUGCUGCAGCGGCCGGGACACGCUGAAGAGUCAGUUUCCGGGCGAGGGCUUCUUGCGGAAUGGCUACGCCCAACUGGAUCCACGCCGCUGUCGGCUGGAGAAUCUAUGCUUUGACUUUGACCAGGGACAACUGGUGGUUGCAGCGGUGAGGAACUACCUGCAUGGCGAGGCCUGCAAGAAUGUGCAGAAACUAUUUGCCGCUGUGGCCGGUCAACAGCAAUUGCAGGCCACAUCUGCCUUCAUGAACUCUGGCUGGUAUCAAGUACGCCAGCAGGUCAGCCACUUCUAUCACCUGAUGCUCCGCCUGCGGGAGAACGACCUGCUAGCAGGGGCACCACAGUUUCUGGAGGAUCUUCGUCACUUGCUCAACAAUCAGCUGGAUACGGAUGCCUGGAAGGUUUUGUACUUUGCGGAGCACAGCAAGGGAAACGAGUGCCAGGCACCGGCCUAUCACUUGUAUCACGGCAUCCUGGAGUGGCGCUUCUUGGACCUCCACAUGUUGUUUGCCUCUGGGGAGGAUCAAGGCUUCCUGGGGCAGCUGGAGCGCACGCUGGACGAUCUGAUCGUGUGUGCCGGACAUCACUACCGGGGCAGGCAUCGCCCGGAGCUCAUCCAUACCUCGCCGUUCGUGUGUCGCUGCACCAAGGAGCUGUGGUUGCUGCUGAAACACCUUAUCCCCAAAUGGCUGGGUGAGAGGGAUCUGGACUUUUGGAUGCUCUUCCACAAGGCCAUGCAGAGGCAUAAGUCAAAUUAUUUUCAGGGUGACAACUAUGCGGUUUCUUUGGCGUACCACGAGUUCUAUUCCUGGCUAAGACUUGGCCUGGCGCGUUUGGACGAAUACAACAGUGAGGGUCAGUACCAGCCGGAUCAUACGCUCACCUCGCCACCUGGAAGCUUCCAAACCGCCAAUCUGCUAAAGCAAUUCUUGGCCAGCCAGCCGGACGAGCAGCAGCGACGUGUUUACCUCACGCUACUCGCUCCUCUGCAACUGCAGCUCGGGCAUCCGGACACGGAUGUACUCUGUCAGCUGUGGGAGUACCUGCAUCGAUCCCUAAACUGCAACUUUAGUGCGGGAACAGAGCUGGACCAGCUACCGCUUACCUGUACCAGUGGGGCUGCUUACGUGGAGCGCUACAGCAAGCUGCUGGCAAAAUCCCAGCUGGAAGAUCUAAAUCUCAGCAGUUUCACCAUGUACGCCUGGAUGUUGGGCAGAACCUUGAAGCUUUUGCCUUUGCAGGGACGAAGCAACCAACGCCAGAAGCUGCUCGGUCGUAUCUUCAGCAAAUUCAGUGCCGCGAAACUUUUGGCUCUUAAUGAGCCAGGUAUUCACCAUGUGAUCGAGCUCUUCUUGUGCCUUUUGCUCUGCCAUGAGGAUCUCGGAGAGCUGGCGCCCAAGCUGCGUGAAAUGCUGCUCUGUCUGGCCCUGGAUAAGCUACCACCGGUGCGGAGGAUUCUAGUGGCCAAGGGCCACAUGGCUCUGCUUCUCUUGCAUGCCCAGCAUCGCCUGCCCAUGGAUGAUUAUGUGGGCAAGCUACUCAGCCAGUUGGCCACCAUUCGGAACGAUACGGAGGUGGCCGCCAUCUAUGUGAAUAGCCUACAGUCUAUAUUUGAUCUGGCGGAUGAUUUUAAACGCGGCGAACAGCGGCUCCUGGGGCCCUGGCUGGCGCACUACGUGGAGAAGAGUGGCCAGGCAUCGCAGGAUCGCGUGUGGCAGGCCAUUUAUCAUCUAAUUCUGCGUCUUAGCGAACCAAGAGCAGUGACGGGUAAUGCCAGUGGCAUAAAGGAGGCCCUCCAACAGCAUAUUUUGCCUGUGCUGAGGACACAGUAUGUCAGUGGCCAUAGCUCAUGGCUUCCGAAGCUGGCAGCCAACUUUGUUGCCCUGGACAAGGAUGGGGACAAGCUGCUGCUGGGCUUCCUGCAGGGACCAGAACCAAUUAAUAUGGCCGCUUCGGCUCAGUUGAUGCUUCAGGUGCUGGAAGGCGACGGCCGGCCAGCAAGCUCCACGAUCCUCCAGGUUUGGGUGAAAUCUCUUGUUCUCCUCAACGCGCAGCAUGAGUCUGUACUGGCUAUGAAACCUUAUGUCAUCCAGCUGGAGGAGUUCAGACAACUAUGCAUCGAUCCAGCCUCUUUGGAAGGCGGUCGCGAGCCGCUUUGCGCAUUUUUCGGAGCUUUGGGAAGGCGUGCCCAACAGGAAGAAGGUGCGGCCCACGUCCGUAUGCAGUUGAGCCACAAACUGCACGCCUAUGUGAAUCAUUUCGAGCUGUGGCUGCCGCCGGAUCGGCUGCGUUCGGAGCUGGGAUCCCGCUUUUACAGCUUCCUGGCAAUCGUCAUCUACAACUGUCCCACUCUGGCGUACGUCCGCUCCAAACCCACCUGUUUCUUUCACCUGGCAAUGGUGCGGUUCCUGCUCACCACGCAACUACAAGCUGGAGUUCCGCCCGAGGGGCGCUUACCGCAGAUGGUGCACAAGAUCUUCCCUGUGUUGCUGCAGGGGAUUGGUCGGCUGCCCUACCGCACUGACGCCUACGUGGCCAAAACACUGGAGCAACUGGUUCAGCACUGGACUCCGCACUUUAGCUUCUCCCCCAACGCUAAGCUGGUGGCUCGACCGUACGCCACGCUCCUCCAAUCGGAUGUGGAUGGAGUGCUGGCGCAAUUUGUGCUCCAGCUGCUAAUGAGCCAGUUCCUGGUGGUGCAGCGACGGAAGGCGGGCCAGCAUGCGGGUCUGGUGAUCACCAUUGUGCAGCAACUGAUCGAGGGCACGGCCAUGGAGCAGGAACAGCAACUGCUGACCCUCUUGCGCGGCGUGCACAUCCAGCUACUGGAGCACGUGAUGUUCGUGGAUGAACUGGACAUCAGUCGCGGUCAGGUGUUUGGUCUCUAUGGAGCGCUGGUCUCUCACGGGGCAUACAAGCGCUCGCAGGCUGUCAGGGAUUUGUGCUCCAAUCACUUGCGAUCGCUGGCCGAAAAGCACCUGGCCCACUGCACGUACUUUUACUUCCAGAUGCUGAUUAAACUGGCGGAGCUAGCACCAGAUCUGGUAGCUCCACUGCUGUUUUUUGUGAGGGAGCAGGCCAAACAGGUGGAGCUAAAACGCGGCGCUGGCGAGGAUGUGGGCAUACGCAAGUGCCUGCAGCGACUCCAGAAUGUCUUAAGCAAAGUUUAAAGUUAGUUUAUAGCUCUAGGUA